Molecule: messenger RNA, 1485 nt
Organism: Rhipicephalus sanguineus (brown dog tick)
Lineage: Eukaryota; Metazoa; Arthropoda; Arachnida; Ixodida; Ixodidae
Exons: 1
Coding region: 1-1485 (494 amino acids)
Biological process (GO): proteolysis
Molecular function (GO): aspartic-type endopeptidase activity
Source: RefSeq, a predicted model, not a curated record
AUGGCGUUCAACCCGCUCGCCGUGGAGCUGCCGACGAAGCUCGAUUUCCGCAAGCCCGAGGAUUGGACACGAUGGCAUCGCAGGUGGGAACGCUACCGUCUCAUCUCCGGUCUGACGGGCCAAGACGAGACGACGCAAAUCAACACGUUACUCUACGCCAUGGGGGAAGAAGCGGAAGACGUGCUCACCGCCUUGAAAUUAACUGACGAACAGAUGUCAUCAUACGCUGCUGUGGUGAGUGCUUUCGAAAAGCAUUUCCUGCCCCGAAAGAACAUCAUCUAUGAGAGAGCGCGGUUCAACUCUCGGAAACAAGAGCCGCACGAAAACGUCGACACGUUCGCGACCGAGCUAUUCAAGAUGGCUGAAAGAUGCGAUUACAGAACUCUCAAAGACGAAUUGAUACGGGACAGGCUCGUAGUAGGCCUACGAGAUGUGAAACUCAGUGAGAGGCUGCAACUUGACUCCGAACUCACGCUUGAGAAGGCGAUCACAGCUGCCCGCAAUUCAGAGAGCGUGAAGCAGCAACACAAAGAAAUGCGCUCCAUCGGACAGUCCACUCUCGACGUCGGCGAACUACACGGCCAGGCAAACUCAAAAAAUCGUCGGAAUGAAACGAAGGCGCCCUCCAGGUCACGCCCGCAACGCAUGGGCAAGAAGGGAGACGAACGCUGCAAGUGGUGUGGAAAUGUGCGCGACCACACGAAGGUACAGUGCCCCGCGGCGAACAAGACUUGCAACCAUUGCGGGAAAAAGGGCCACUAUGCGUGUGUGUGCCUCUCAAAGCCGAAGGACGAUUUCCCGAGCGCCCGAGAACGGCCUAAAGGACUAGAAGAGCUAUAUUUAGGCGAAGUGACUGUGGAAGCAAAUACGCCGUGGCGGAUUACUGCCACUCUGAACAAGUCGCCUUUCACCUUCAAGGUCGACACCGGCGCGGACGUGACUGCGAUCGCACAUGACCAGUACGACAGCAACGUCAUGGGACCCAUCAAGCCAACGCAACAGCUGUUGAUAGGCCCAGGUCAGACGACGAUAGCCACUGUUGGAUACGUCGAUGCGACAGUCGCCUGGCGCAACACCAAAAUCCAAGAAACAGUCUUCAUCAUCAAAGGACUCAAAGAAGCGCUGCUUAGUCGACCAGCUAUAGAAGCACUCGGGAUUCUUCAACGCCCUCUCGAGUUAGCUGAAACUUGCGCACAAGCAACGGAUGUUCCGGACUUUUUGGCAUCUUACCCUAGGCUAACUUCCGGGCUUGGAUUCAUGAAGACAGAGUACCGCAUCAAAGUCAGAAAUGAUGCCAAGCCAUACGCAGUCACCUACCCGAGGCGCGUGCCACUUCCACUGCUUCCACUUGUGAAGAAAGAGCUGAAAAGGAUGGAGGACAUGAGAGUCGUCCAGAAGAUUGAGCAUGCGACCGAAUGGUGUUUCCCAAUGGUCGUUGCACGUAAGAAGAACAAUGAGCUGCGCAUCUGUGUUGACUAUGGCUAG